This is a messenger RNA of Grus americana (Whooping crane), 2142 nucleotides long. RefSeq lists its product as uncharacterized. Bases 138 to 1811 code for a protein of 557 amino acids. Gene Ontology annotation, biological process: regulation of DNA-templated transcription. The record is from RefSeq and is a predicted model, not a curated record. NCBI's taxonomy places the organism in Eukaryota, Metazoa, Chordata, Aves, Gruiformes, Gruidae. The transcript is spliced from 5 exons.
CUCUGGCCGGAAGCGCGUGGGGUAGCGACGGCGGGAGAAGAUGCCUGCGCAGCAAGCGCGCGGUUGCUUCUGGGGCGCCACGUCACGCGGCCUACUUCCGGCACGGAACCGGCGGGCGCACCGGAAGCGCCACCGUGAUGCCCCGCGCGGCGGCCCGGUGGGGAGCGGCCCUCCCGGGCGCCAUGGCAAGGCAGACGCAGGAACCAGUGACCUUCGAGGACAUUGCUGUCUAUCUGAGCCGCACAGAGUGGGACGCCAUUGCAGAAGGGCAGAGGGAGCUGUACCACAGCGUCAUGCUGGACAACUACAAGCUCUUGACAUCCCUGGGUUACCCAGGCCCCAAACCUGACAUUUUAUACCGGAUGGAGCGUGGGGAAGAGCCAUGGGUCUGCACACCGCAGAGCCCAGUGAGGUGGGAUGGACCCGACAGCCCGUCUCCAGGACACGAUGGGGACAGGAACUGGCUGGAGGAGCCUCCCUCAGGCUGGUGGCCUGGUGCUGGCAGGCGCCGUGUGUUGGAGGAGAGGACACAGAACCCCUGCCAAGUGCCCCAGCCAGGAAGAAGGCAAACUCUUCCCAACCCUCUCUCAGCAGGAGGACGGUGCAUGCAGUGGCGUCUCCGGUCUAGAAGACUGUUCAACAAGUUCAGGUGUCUCGGGGAUAAGAGCGAGUUGCAGCCAGAGGAGGCUGGCAGAGGAUCAGGGACGGUGGAAAGCCAAGAUCAGUCACGGACGGUCUUCUGGCCUGGGAAGGAACGAGAAGCAGAGGAUAAACAAGGGGUCACAGCAAACGUAACCCAACGCAAAGGAUUCCCACUUCAUCCAGUGAUGGAACAGCAGAACAGAAAGGCAGAUCCUUGGGAGCAUCUGUGUGGUGACCACGGGGAGAGGUUUCAAAGGAGCGCCCCAAAUAGUCAGUGCACCUUGGGAGAAUUGACAUUUUCACAGAGAAAUGGGGAACUGUCUAUCGAGGAGCUGAAUGAGAGUAUUUUGAAAGACCACUGUUACUGUGUGAUAAAUGAGACAUGGCUCUUGCGUUGCGCCCCACGUCCAUGUCCUCUGAGAGAACACGACUACUGCAGGAACCAUAAGGUUGGUGUCUCUGCACUUAAGGACCAUGAAUACUGUCACGUGCAAAGGAUUCGUUAUCAGGGCAGAGUUAAUAAAAUUGUUCGUCUUACUGGUAAGGCUCGGGCCACGCUUCAAAGGCUGGCAAAGCGAAAAUCCCAGAUAGGGCGAAUCAUCAGGAAAGCCAAGCGAAUUAUGUGGCGUUACAACACUCGCACCCACAAGAGAUUAGAGUUUCCCCAGAGAAAGACUGGCUGUCUUUCUGAAUGCAUUGCCUCAGCGACUGUCCCUCCUGCUAAGGCAAAAGACAACCCCACGAAGGGAAUGCGUGGAGUGUUUUGUCGUCCUGCAAAGCAGGAGACUCUGCAUCCCCAGCCUCAGAGGGAGGGCAGCUCCCAAGGGGGGGCAUCAGAAGCACUUCGUGCCCCUGUGGUGUCUUUUGAACCCGUGGCUGCACCCCCACCCUCCAAUGCAGCUGUGAAGGUGAAGAGGGAAGCGACGCACCCCAAGGUGUACGUACACCGCGAGGUGCAGAGGGCACAGCUGAUCCGGAGCCCUGACACUAAGCAAAAUGUCGAAGGACAUGAACUUACUAAUUCAAAUUAUGUAUCGCUGCGUGAUGCAUAUAAAGUGGUGAUGCAGACUGUUGACCACAUGUUGGACUCUGUAUGCCAGAACUUUGAGCUCGGUGGCUACUCUCAGCAUAAGGAUGUCUGGCCCAUCGUCAUUCAGAUCGACAGCUGAUUGGCAGCAGGUCGGCAGCAGCUGUUGUGUCUGUCGAGGUGAACAGUCAGGACCUUCUUCCCUGCAGCAAAACCCAGUGAAGUGAUUUGGGAGGAUAAAUGCUGUGAAAGGCAUAUGGAGGCAUAUUAGUGGGUAUAAAACUCAGUAUGCAGCACCUGCUGGGGAAACUGGGAUUGUCUGGGAGGCUUCGGGGAAAAGGACAAGGGAAGCAUCCGUGUGGAUAAAGGAGGAAGCACAGGAAAACAGAACGAAGGGGGGAGGAUGGGAAGCCAUGUGUGAGCAGGCAGCUGGUCGGUGUGUUUUCUGUGCCUGAUCACUGCGGUCUUUCCUG